CGCGUGAGCUGCUGCGAUGGGUAUAUUCAGUCUGGCGGAGCACGGCAUGGCUGAAGUGAUUUCGGAUCAUCCGGGCGAGCUGGUGAAGACAGACAGCCCCAACUUCCUCUGCUCGGUGCUGCCCACCCACUGGAGGUGCAACAAGACCCUCCCCAUUGCCUUCAAGAUUGUGACCCUGGGCGACGUCCCUGAUGGGACCCUGGUGACGGUGAUGGCGGGAAACGACGAGAACUACUCCGCUGAGCUUCGUAACGCCACGGCUGUCAUCAAGAACCAGGUGGCUCGAUUCAACGACCUGCGCUUCGUCGGCCGCAGCGGGAGAGGAAAAAGUUUCACCUUGACCAUCACAGUGUUCACCAACCCUCCCCAAGUCGCCACCUACCAGCGGGCCAUCAAGAUAACGGUGGACGGUCCCAGAGAGCCACGGCGUCACCGUCAGAAGCUGGACGAGGUCAAAGCGGGUUCGUUGGCUUUCUCCGAGAGGCUCACCGAGCUGGAACAGCUGAGGAGGAGCUCCAUCAGGGUAACGCCUCCUCACAACCAUCAUCAUCAGCCGUCUGCAAACAGCCACCAGUCCGCCGUUCUCACUUCCGCAACGUUUUCCAGCCCCCCACACUCCGGACUGACAGCUGAUUCCAGACAGAUCCAGUCUUCUCCAUCUUGGAGCUACGAUCAGUCGUAUCCUUACCUCGGCCAGAUCACUACUCCAGCUGUUCACACAGCUGGUCCACUUUCACCUGCUCGCUCCUCUCUUGGUGAGCUUUCCUCAAGGCUUUCAGGUCCGGACCUCGCGGCCUUUGGUGAUCCGCGGAUGGCUUUGGAACGGCCGUUCAGUUCCCUCCCCUCCCUGCCUGAAUCCCGUUUCUCCAACACUCGGGUGCACUACCCUCCUACAGGAGCUGCAUUCACUUACACUCCAACACACAACCCGGUCUCUAACGGCGCUAUCAGCAUCACCAUGGCCACCGCCAUGGCGUCCACCCAAACAGGACGGUACCACACCUACCUGCCUCCACCUUACCCUGCCAACACCCCUCACCAAGCUCAGAACGGGCCGUUCCAGUCCACUUCGUCCCCCUAUCAUCUGUACUACUCCACCACCACCGGCUCGUACCAGUUCUCUAUGAUGGCCGGGGGAGGGGCCAACAGUGACUCGCACUCUCCGCCUCGUAUCUUCCCGCCUUGCACCACUGCCUCCACGGGGUCUUCUCUUCUACACCCUUCUUUGCCCAAUCAGAACGAAGGAGUAGGUGUGGAGGUGGAAUCCAGCCACAGUAGCUCGCCAACAAACAUGGCUGCGGCUGAAGCCGUAUGGAGACCGUACUGACUCACCUGAGAUACUCUGCCGAAAGCGGAUUCACCUACAUUAGUGCUUCGAGUCUUCACAACAUUUACGUUUUUCAGUCGAGGGAGCAAAACCAAAGUCUUUCACUCUGUGACAUGGAGUCCACUCCAGCUUUUAAUGUUUCUGGCUUCCUCUUGUUAGAACCAACUAUUCUGAUCCGUCUUCUGAAAACGUCGCAGAAUGGCUGAAACUUCUUAAAACGUUUGGAUCUGCUAAGG
Molecule: messenger RNA, 1563 nt
Organism: Cyprinodon tularosa
Lineage: Eukaryota; Metazoa; Chordata; Actinopteri; Cyprinodontiformes; Cyprinodontidae
Gene: runx1
Product: RUNX family transcription factor 1
Exons: 7
Coding region: 17-1327 (436 amino acids)
Biological process (GO): neuron differentiation; hemopoiesis; regulation of cell differentiation
Cellular component (GO): nucleus
Molecular function (GO): ATP binding; DNA-binding transcription factor activity, RNA polymerase II-specific; RNA polymerase II cis-regulatory region sequence-specific DNA binding
Source: RefSeq, a predicted model, not a curated record